Molecule: messenger RNA, 3171 nt
Organism: Penicilliopsis zonata CBS 506.65
Lineage: Eukaryota; Fungi; Ascomycota; Eurotiomycetes; Eurotiales; Aspergillaceae
Exons: 6
Coding region: 1-3171 (1056 amino acids)
Biological process (GO): biosynthetic process
Molecular function (GO): long-chain fatty acid transmembrane transporter activity; pyridoxal phosphate binding; long-chain fatty acid-CoA ligase activity
Source: RefSeq, a predicted model, not a curated record
AUGGUCAAACUCGAGACUUUCGCCGUCGAGCAAUGGAUGGACGAAUAUGAGACAACGGCGACGUACAACAUUGCAGAGACAUGCAGUGCGUCGGUCUCGCUGGACCAGCUGCAGGAGCUUUCCGAGGACCAGUCGGGGCACCCAUUGACGUUCACCGAGAAGCUUACCUAUGGCCCUAUCCGCGGCUCUGACCGGCUACGAGAGACGAUCGCCAGGCUCUACUCCGUCCGAACCCCCUCCCCGCUACCCCGAGACAACGUGUUGAUUUGCAGCGGUGCGAUCCAAGCAAAUUUUCUUCUCUACUAUGCGCUGCUAGGGCCUGGAGACCACGUUAUCUGCCACUACCCCACCUACCAGCAGCUCUACGCGGUGCCGGCAUCGUUAGGGGCAGAGGUCAGCUUGUGGAAGGCCAAGGAGACAGAUGGAUGGAAGCUCGAUGUGAAGGAACUGGAGUCGCUGAUUCGACCCAAUACCAAGCUCAUUAUUCUGAACAAUCCCCAAAACCCGACGGGGGCGAUCAUUCCCGCCGGGACACUGGAUGAGAUUGUUGAAGUUGCGAGAAAGUCAUCGAUCUAUAUACACGCUGACGAGGUGUACCGGCCACUGUUUCACUCCAUCGGCCCAAUGGACAAGGACUUCCCGCUCUCUAUCCUGUCACUGGGCUACGAGCGAACCAUUGCGACCUGCUCCAUGUCCAAAGCAUAUAGUCUGGCGGGGAUUCGAGUCGGAUGGGUUGCAUCUCGCGACAGGGAGGUGAUUGAAAUCUGUGCCUCUGCCCGCCACUAUACGACCAUCUCGGUGGGCCAGAUCGACGACGCGAUCGCCAGCUACGCGCUGGCCCCAACUUGCAUCCAUAAUUUGCUGAAACGAAACAUCGAGCUCGCCAAGAAAAACCUGGCCAUCCUGGAAAGCUUUAUCGAGGCUCACCGGUGGGCCUGUAGCUGGACCAGGCCUCGAGCCGGCACGACCGCGUUUGUGCGCUUCACCAAGAUGGGCAAGCCCGUGGACGAUGUCGCCUUUUGCCAGAUGCUACUCGAGCGGGCGGGGGUCAUGUUUGUGCCCGGCAGUUCGUGUUUCGGUGGCGGACAGGAGUUCAAGGGCUACGUCCGGGUCGGCUUUGUCCAGGAGACGGAAGUCCUGGAGAAGGGACUGGACGCCCUGCGCUCAUUCAUGGAGGACAGCUAUGAGGAUGUUCCUGUAGACGUCCCCCUGGGGGUAUCCGUGCCUGCCGCCGCCGCCACCCUGGCGUACCUAAACGCAAGAUGGUCGCUGUUCUACGACGUGACGUUGAUGAAGUCGAUUAUCAAGAUGAACCUCAAGUCCCGCCUAGCCCAGCGUGGAGACCGGCUGAAUCUCUUCUACAUUCUCGAGGGGCAAGCCCUGGCCGCUAGUUCCGCCGACCGACCGUUUAUCGUAUACCACGGUCAAACAUGGACCUACCAUGAGACGUACCUCAUGGCCAUGCGUUAUGGAUCGUUCCUGAAGAACACAUACGGGGUGAAGCCGAAAGAUAUCGUGGCCAUAGAUUUUAUGAAUUCGUCCACCUUCGUCUUCCUGGUUUUAGGUCUGUGGAGCAUCGGCGCCUCUCCUGCGUUCAUCAACUACAACCUCACGGGCAAACCGUUGACGCACUCGGUCAAAUCGUCGACUGCCAGACUCCUGCUUGUUGAUGAAGAGCUCAGGAAGGCCUUUUCGCCUGAGAUCUUGGAGACCUUUGCGUCGCAAGAUUUCCUCGAUGACGGCAAGGGACCUGUGAAUGUUGUCUUCUUUACCAGCGAUAUCGAGGCCCAGAUCCUGCAGACUGACCCAGUCAGAGAGCCUGACAGUGCUCGCGGGGGCCAGAUCCUCCGGGAUAUGGCUGUGCUGAUCUACACUAGUGGCACCACUGGCAUGCCCAAGCCGGCGAUCGUCAGCUGGAAGAAAUCCUGGACCGGUGCUAUCUUUGUCCUCAACUGGAUGGGCGUAAAAUCGACGGAUCGGUUCUUUACGUCCAUGCCCUUGUACCAUUCUUCCGCGUCGAUCCUCGGCUUCAUGACCUGUCUGAUGGCCGGAUGUACGUUCAUCAUUGGGAGGAAAUUCUCGGCCCGGGGCUUUAUGAAAGAGGCCCGUGAUACCGACGCCACGAUUAUCCAGUACGUCGGGGAGACGAUGCGUUAUCUCCUUGCCGUUCCACCGGAAAUUGACCCUAUCACCGGGGAGAAUCUCGAUAAGAAACACAAGGUGCGGAUUGCCUUCGGCAAUGGAUUGCGGCCGGAUAUCUGGAACCGGGUCAAAGACCGCUUCAACAUCCCGACCAUUGCCGAAUUCUACUCGGCCACGGAGGCCACUUCCGGGGCCUGGAACUACUCGUCCAAUGACUUCGCGGCUGGUGCCAUCGGGCGCAACGGCUCCCUGGCCUACCUUGUUCUGUCUCGUGGAGUCACCGUUGUCGAGGUAGAUUAUGAGUUGCAGGCGCCGUGGCGCGACCCCAAGACGGGCCUGUGCAAGAAGGUGGCGCGGGGUGAGCCCGGCGAGCUGCUAUAUCUAAUCGACGCGGCCGACACGGGCGAGGCCUUCCAGGGCUACUAUGGCAACAAGUCUGCGACGGAGAGCAAGAUCGUGCGGGACGUGCACAAAAAGGGCGACGCGUACUUCCGCUCCGGGGACGUGAUCCGCUGGGACUCGGAGGGUCGCUGGUACUUCUCCGACCGGCUCGGCGACACCUUCCGCUGGAAGGGCGAGAAUGUCUCCACGAACGAGGUCGCCGAGGCUCUGGGCGCCCAUCCUGGCAUCCAUGAGGCCAACGUAUACGGGGUGGCACUGCCAAACCACGACGGCCGGGCUGGCUGCUCGGCCAUCGUACUCAAAGACCAGGUGCAGUCUUCCACUGGAGAAUCUUCCGGCGACGAUGAACGCGCCAUCUUGGUGCCUUCCAGCGAGGUGAUGAGCUCGAUCGCCACACAUACCCUCGAGAACCUGCCCAAGUUCGCAGUCCCGCUGUUCCUACGCGUCACCUCGGAGAUGCAAUCCACUGGCAACAAUAAACAGCAGAAGCAUGUCCUGCGCACAGAGGGGGUCAACCCGAAGCUCGUGGGCCCGCGUGAUAAACUGUACUGGCUGCAGGGGUCGGUGUACGUACCGUUUGAGCAGAAGGACUGGGACCGGCUGGAGGGCGGACACGUGAAGCUCUAG